This is a messenger RNA of Toxorhynchites rutilus septentrionalis, 2903 nucleotides long. It is a transcript of the gene sac, whose product is annotated as dynein axonemal heavy chain 1. Gene Ontology annotation, cellular component: dynein complex. NCBI's taxonomy places the organism in Eukaryota, Metazoa, Arthropoda, Insecta, Diptera, Culicidae. Gene Ontology annotation, biological process: microtubule-based movement. Gene Ontology annotation, molecular function: dynein light intermediate chain binding; minus-end-directed microtubule motor activity; dynein intermediate chain binding. The transcript has 3 exons. Bases 285 to 2903 code for a protein of 872 amino acids. The record is from RefSeq and is a predicted model, not a curated record.
UGCAGAGCAACGUUGCAGAUCGAAAAAGUAUCAUCGAAUCGAUUUCAUCGUAUCGGAGAUCUCUCAGGUUAUCAGCGAUCUCAAGGAGCGUCACUAAGAAAUGCAAUGUCCCAAUCAUAUUAACACUGAGCACAUACAUUUUGGAACCUGACCACUUGGAAGCAACGCUUGCACAAAAUGACAUCAAUUGGGAACAUUUCAUCGCACCGCAAACCGAGGCGCAGUUGUUGUCUAAGGCGACUUUACUACCACUGGAAUGGUUCGAUGAUUUCGAGUACGAUCCCAUGUCCGCCGAGAGGUGGCUUGCGAUCGAGAAUCUGCAAGGGAUCGCCCUGAUUCAGGACGCCGGUUCGGGUGAAUGGUUGUGGAAAACGGUUGUCGUCAUUGACUAUGACAGCGAGCGGUUCCUUUGGACAGUUGCGGACAAUGGAGAUUUUUGGGCGUUGCCACGAAUAAGACUGUAUAUGGUGUACGAAGAUCCAGCCUGUUAUCGCGCCCGAGUUUCGUCGGCUCUCAGCAGACGGAAGGAUGCUGAGAUAUAUUUGCGGAAUUCUUUUUUUUCUCGCAUCUUAAAUGUUGGAGAGUACUAUGAGAUGCCCAGAGAUAUGCGAAAGCGCAUCGAUGAAUGGUCGAACGGAGAUGCGCGGAGAAUCUUUGAAAAUAUAUACCACAUGUUUCACACGAGGUCAUCACUGAAUCUGUACCUGAAGGAGAAUCAGCAAUUGAAUAUGGACGUUUACAGCGUGAGACAUGAAAAAGCGUCCGUUUUGCGUGACAAUUGUUUUCGGCGAGAACAUUGUUUCAAAGAAUCAUUUGCAGUGUUGAAGCGCAUCACUUUGCUUUGUCAUCCAGCUGUAGUUUAUGCGAUGGAAAUGGUUCACCAGGAAUGCGAGAUGCUAAGAAAGCUAUCGCUAUUUUCAUUACAUGACAGCAACACCAUAGUUUUGACUGAGUUCACCGCUGCAAAUGAGAUACAACUUAAGAAGACGAUACGUUAUCUGCGGAAUAAUUGGAUCGAGAGAACUACAAUGCAUGUUUAUAGGAAUCUGUUCGAAGCAGGUCGGGGUUGGUUUGACAUCACCGUCAACGAUUGGACCAUUUACAAGUUUAUGAAACUUUAUCGAUUCAUGGAGCAAGUCAAGCACAGGAUGCAAACUUCGCUGCGAGAUUUGGUGUUCUUGUCGACCCAUAAUUAUUUCCACAGAUUGUGUGACUCUUGCGAACCAUGUCUCCUGAUUGAGGAGGAUAGCUACUCUUGGGAGGAGAACUUAAUCGAUUCGCCCUUCGAUUCGGGCAAGCAAACUGUUUUCUAUCUGCUGCUGGAAAUGGGAGACGACGCUCCAUUCUAUUCAAUUGAUCCCGAUGAAUUUGGACCCUGUCUCGAAACACUGUUCAACGAAGCAAUCGUACAAACGCACGAUGUUCAUUUGAUAGAUCCUUCACUGUUUGGUUCACUCAUUUUCGCUCCCAAUUUGUUUCUGUCGUCCGUUGGUUUGAUCGAUCCAAUUAUCGAAGAUCGAAGGAGUAAUCUUAUUCUAUCCUAUCGGAAGAGCAUUCUUCCACUGAAAGCUUACGCCGCCCGUUACGCCGAGUUCAAACAGUUAUACUUCACGAACAUUGGAGAAUACGUCGAAGAAGUUAGGCUCUCCAAAACUACAUCCCAGGUAAAGGAAGAAAUUUCGUUUCAAAUACGAAUGCGGGAAAGUCUGGAACGAACACUCCCGCUGAGCAUUGUCAUUGGUCCAUUUUGGGUCAAUGUUAAACCGCUUCGCGAGGUACUAAUCCAGAAGAGAGUGGAUCUCAUGUUUGCUCUACUUAAAAUGUUGACGGCGCGUCUUGCUGAUAAAACUUCGGAUAUUUUGUCCGAUUAUAACGAAAUCAUGGAGAAGAUGUGCCAAAAACCAGUUUCGAUCGAACACAUUUAUGAAAUUCGUGAAUUUAUGACAACCAUACCUGAACUGUUGCAACGGUUGGAAGACCGCAUGAAGACGGUUGUGUACGAAUACGAAAUUUUAGACUUCUUCCGAUAUGCGCUUCCUGAUGCGGAUUUUUAUCAGAAGUGGAACGCACUUUCAUUCCCGCUGUCGAUUACGAAGCAGAUCGGUUCGGUUCAGGAGUUUCACGAGGCUGAAGUUGAUAAAUUCCGGAAGCAACAAGUCGGAGAUGAGGCAGCUUUCGCGGGUAGCAUUGAAGAUAUCAAUGUUCACAUCUCGAAGUACACAACUAUGUACGACGUAACUAAAGUGACGGAAGUGUCGAUCGAGGUGAAGAAACUCUGGAAGACUAUAAACGAGUUGAUACAGCAUGGUCACACUCUCAAUAUACGCCAAGAGUUGUUCGAAAUGCCACCGAUCGACAUGUCAAAUCUGUUUGAACUGCAGGAAGGAUUUGUGUCCUACAAAAACAUGUGGACCUACGCUGCGGAGUAUAUCAAUGUGGAGGAAAGUUGGCGGGAAAAUCCAUUAUCCAGUUUAGAAGUGGAUGGUGUCAACAGAACAAUUGAGCAUUACAAAGCUAGUUUGGAGAAAUUGAUGGAACCAUUCGAGGAUCAGCCUCAGAUUCAGGAAGUGAUUUCGACUUUUAUUUCACGAAUAGAAUCCUUCGAACCGAAUGUAGCCAUUAUAGAACUUUUACAGCAUCCAAUCCUUGAACCGAUGCAUUGGGUUCAGUUUGCAAAGGCAGCGAAAAUUAAGACUAAACUUUCACUCGCAAUCAAUUUGGGUCUGUUUUUGGAACAUAACAUUGAAUAUAAUUUGGACACUCUUCAAAGAAUCAUAACAGAAGCCGAAGAACACAAGCAAGAGUUAGAAAGGAUCAGAUUGGAGGAGGAAGAAAUCCAACGGAAAGAAGAGGAAUACCGGAGAAGUCGUGAACUUCGACGGCUGCAACGAACUGAGAUUUGA